Molecule: messenger RNA, 2781 nt
Organism: Pogoniulus pusillus (Red-fronted tinkerbird)
Lineage: Eukaryota; Metazoa; Chordata; Aves; Piciformes; Lybiidae
Gene: RNF8
Product: ring finger protein 8
Exons: 9
Coding region: 1-1662 (553 amino acids)
Biological process (GO): double-strand break repair; ubiquitin-dependent protein catabolic process; protein K48-linked ubiquitination
Cellular component (GO): ubiquitin ligase complex; site of double-strand break; cytosol
Molecular function (GO): ubiquitin protein ligase activity; histone binding
Source: RefSeq, a predicted model, not a curated record
AUGGGGUCGCCGUUACUGGCGCCGCCUGGUCUGGGCCCUCUCACAGCCGGCUCCUUCCUGGGCCGCGGGGGUCGAGCGGCCCUCUGUAUUUGUCUCGGAGCCUCGUUGUUCCUUAACGCGCUUCCUUCGAGGCAGAAGCCCGCCUUGUCCCGGUUAACGCUCCCCAAGGCGGACGCAGCGGGCAGCGGCGCGAUUCGGCACCGGCAGGUAACUGUAGGCCGAGGAUUAGAUCUCACCUACCAGCUCGUGUCAAAAACCUGCCCCUUAAUGAUCUCUCGUAAGCACUGUGUUUUCCAGCAAAAUGCAGAAGGACAGUGGACUGUCAAAGAUAACAAGAGUUUAAAUGGAGUCUGGCUUAACAAACAGCGCCUGGAUCCCUCAAAAGCCUAUCCCAUCACUGAAGGAGACCAUAUACAAUUGGGAGUGCCUUUGGAAAACAGAGAGACUGCUGAAUAUGAGUAUGAAGUGAUUAAAGAGGAAUUGGAGAAAAUUAGACCCUUUCUAGCUGAAAGGAGCGAUCUGGGGAGAGCUAAGAGUUCAAGAUCUAAACGUAAAUUUAAUUUUGAGGAACUGGAAACAUUUGAAUCAGAAGGCCCUUCAAACUCCAGAUCAAAAAGAAACAGAGUGUCCUGUGAGAGUGAACCUUUGGGUAAAUCGCGGGGAAGGGUAGAAGAGGCCAAAUCAGUAGAAAAUAUGGAUGUCAAGCUGCCUCAUCCUGGACCAAGUAAAGUGGAUAGCGAUCCAGUGUGUAGUAGCCCUGUACGCACUGAGAAGGCUGUGUCUGUCCCGCAUAAGGUCCAGAAAGACUGUGACCUUGCACAGUCAUGGACUGGCUUGGAAAUGCUGAGGAAAACUCUAGCAGAUACAAUGAAGUUAAAGGUCAAAAUGCAAGAGAAACAGACAGCAGUUCUGAAUGUAAAACAGAAGUACAAAAAAUGUGCUCAGAAGGAGAUCCUGGCAAUGGAGCAGGAGCUACAGGAGUUGCAGGACCAGCUGUGCAUAGAACAAGAGCAUCAGCAGCAGCAGGUGGAAGAGCUGGAGCGGACAUUCUCUAAAGAGCAGCAGAAGCUGAAGGGAGUAAAGAGACAACAUGGGCAAGAGAGCCUAAAGGAACAGCUGGCCCAGGUUCUGCAAGAGCACCACGCUUUGAUGGAAGAGCUGAGCCGUAGUAAAAAAGAUUUUGAGGAGAUAAUUCGAGCCAAGAAUAAAGAACUGGAAGAAACCAAGGAGGAGAAAGAAAAGGUGAGAGCCCAAAAGGAGGAGGUGUUGAAUCAGAUGACUGAUGUGUUGGAGAACGAGUUGCAGUGCACAAUCUGUUCUGAGCACUUUAUUGAGGCAGUCACCUUGAACUGUGCACACAGCUUCUGCUCCUACUGUAUUAAUGAGUGGACAAAACGUAAAGUGGAGUGUCCUAUCUGCAGGCAGGAGAUCAAGUCAAAGACACGUUCCCUGGUGCUGGAUAACUGCAUUGACAGGAUGGUAGAAAAACUGGAUGUGGAAACGAAGGAGCAUCGCCUCAGCCUUAUCAGAGAGCGGAAAGAGAAACAGGAUGUGCUGAUGGCAUUACCCACAGACAAGGAGAGACGUACCAUUUCUACCAUCUACUCCUUCAUGUGGGCCAGCCGUUACGACAGCGAGGACUCCGAGGAGGAUUCUUCCUAGAAUGGAAGCUGCUACCUUUUCUGAACUCAGUCACUGCAAACUCAUUUUCCUGUGCCCCACAUGGAGCCAACCUCAUGGUUGACUGCUGCUGGAUGAAUGGACAUCUGGAAUGGCAGACUCUGUGAAGAGACUGCAGCUGAGGAUUAGCAGCAUGUGGAAGAAGGACCUUAUUUUUUUAAAUGAAUGUACAGAAGCUUGAUCUCCAAACCAAAAUUGGGAUUGUGAGAGGACAAACUACAGUUAUGCUAGACAAUUGAUGUGCACAAUGUCAUGAUGGCUUGUGACCUGCUUGGUGUAAUGUAAUAGCUUACCUGCAUCACUGCCCUUUCCUUAGUGAAUGUUUAAAUGUGUACACCAGCUUCCCUUAUUUCAGGCAGCAGACAGUGUGGCCCAAGCUAUUUGAGAACUUGGCCAUCCCUCCACCAGCAGGCGUGAGAGAUGAAUCAGGAUAGUGCCAGUGUAGGUUUUCCUGGAGUUUCACAUGGCAGCUAGAGUAAUCCCAGACCUCUGGCAGUGAAAGUAACAAAAGGUGGGUUAUGGACCCUGCCAGCCUGAAGUACUUAAACGUGUUGUAAGCUGAGCUGCUGGCCAUCAUCUGCUUGAUCUGUGAAUGCUCCUUCUUUCUCUUUUAUUGGGGUGGAGAAGAUAAAAUCUUCCAGAAUUUAUAAGCUAGUGCUCUUCUCAUACACUGUCUUUGCUGUAUUCCCUCUUUAGGCUUUUACAUAAAGAGUUUCAGACUUGGGAAGCAGUGCAUCCAGGAGUUACUAGGAAUCAACAACAGCAAGAGGCACGGUAGGAAAGCAGUGUCUGUAGGCAGUCACAAUGCACAGAAGGAAAAGUUUAUUUUUAAAAGCCGUGUUGAGCAGCAAAUCUCUCGUCCCUGAGGGACUGAGCAAGUCUUGCCUUGCCUGUCAGUUUGUCUACGAAGUUCCAUUUCCAGUGGCAUGCACUUCUGACUUAGCUGUUAGAUGAAAGGACUGUUUUACACUGUGAGAAGAGGAUGGGGAAAGCCCAUCCCACCUGUAAUAUUUCUUUGGCUAUCCUUAUGUACUUUCUAUGUUUGCUUUGUUUAAGAAGAAAAAUACAGAUCUCUUUGUGCAGUAGUCUUCCCUGGUACAA